UAUAGAGUACCUUAAAAAUAAUCUAGGCCAUUGUUUCAGUUAAUGUUGGUAUUCUUUCAGUUGAUCUUUGUAUUUUUUCAGUUGAUGCUUUUUUUUUUCAGUUAGUUUUAUUGUUUGAUUAAACUUUCUUUCUUUCAGAUGUGAUAAAUCCUUGUCUAAGAAGAAAAGCAAAUCUGAUUUAUCACCAAUCAAGUUUUCAUUUUCAAGAUCUAAUCCCGAUCAACAGAAAGACACAUUUGAUAGAUCGAAUUUCACUGAGCAAGAAAUAAAGUCAAUUAAUCUACAAGUAUUGUCAGACUAUUCCCAUUUAAAUGAAGUGGUUAGUAAUUUGAGUGAUGAGCAAAAAAGAGACAUUAGGGAUAUUGGGUUUGGGAGUCUCUUAGAUAUUAGGAUAAAGAAGUUUUGUCCUAAUCUGAAUUUGGAGGUGUUGUUAAAUUACAAUGCAUCUGGAAUGAUGUUUUCAACAAAGAAUGGUAAACUGAUUUUUAAUAAGUUUACCAUUAGUGAUGUUUUGGGGUUACCUGUGUCAGAUAGAGCAGUAGAGGUUAUAGAUGAUGACGCCUUUAGGAGGAAAGGUAGUCAGAUAGAGGCUGGAAGUGCCAGGAAGGAUUGGCAUAGGUUUCUUGGUAUUUCUGAUCCCAAGAAGGUAUAUAUUGGUAGAAAAAAUUGGGAUGAUUUGUUUAAGAAAUAUGAAUCCGGGGAUGAUUUCAAGAAGUUAUUUGUGAUCUUUUCGUUGUCGAAGCUUCUAUGUCCUAUAGCUGAUUUAGGGCCUGUGCUGAAAUGUGCCAAGAGUUUAGAAGAUGUAUCUGCAAUUUCAAGUUAUGACUGGUGUGGAUAUAUAUUGAGAAGUCUUUGUGCUGCUGUUUUGGACUGUCAUCAGUCUAUUAUGAUUAAGAAGAUUGAGCUUGGACAGAAGAAAGUAUCAUUCAAGCUUCGUGGAUGCGUCAGCGCUUUGACUCUUGCUGUUAUUCACAACUUCAAGUGUCGUAAUCUGGAUUAUUCAAAUGUCAGUAAGCCAUUUAUCAGUUAUUGGCAGGAUGAGAAGGAUUUGACUGAUGUUGUGAAGCAGUUUGAGAUCAACAUGGAUUUUAUUCUGCCGGUGAAGCGUGAAAAACAGAAGGUUGAGUUUAAAACUCCCAGUGUUAGUGUUGCUAGUAGGAAGUCUGGUUCUCCUAUAAUUAAGGUGGUUGAGGGUCCAUCACCUUCAACUAGGCAGCUUAUCAUGGAUCUUCCUCAUAGUUUGAUGACUGAUGAGGAAAUAGAUGCUCUUGAUGUUCCUGUGAGUUUCAUUUAUCUUAUGUUUUUAUUUUUUUUACUCUUGAACUCUAAGUGAAGACUGUUGACCUCUAACUGAAAUAAUGUCAGUUCUAGCUGAAGAGCAAAUAAGACUAACUUAAAAGUAAAGAAGUGUAACUUAGAAAUAAAGAAGUCUAACUGAAACUAUGUAACUGAAGAGUUAACAAGUCUAACUGAAAAUUAUAUUAGUCUAACUGAAGAGUUAAUAAGUCUAACUGAAAAUUAUAUUAGUCUAACUGAAAACUUAA
Molecule: messenger RNA, 1544 nt
Organism: Beta vulgaris subsp. vulgaris (sugar beet)
Lineage: Eukaryota; Viridiplantae; Streptophyta; Magnoliopsida; Caryophyllales; Amaranthaceae
Exons: 2
Coding region: 452-1333 (293 amino acids)
Source: RefSeq, a predicted model, not a curated record